Messenger RNA from Hordeum vulgare subsp. vulgare (domesticated barley), 1057 nucleotides. Its product is annotated as E3 ubiquitin-protein ligase RMA2-like. NCBI's taxonomy places the organism in Eukaryota, Viridiplantae, Streptophyta, Magnoliopsida, Poales, Poaceae. The coding region runs from base 236 to 925 and encodes 229 amino acids. The transcript has a single exon. Gene Ontology annotation, molecular function: ubiquitin-like protein conjugating enzyme binding; ubiquitin protein ligase activity. Gene Ontology annotation, cellular component: endoplasmic reticulum. Gene Ontology annotation, biological process: ubiquitin-dependent protein catabolic process. The record is from RefSeq and is a predicted model, not a curated record.
UGCCAUGAGAAUGACAGUGACACUAGAAGCAAGAAAAGAUCGAUACACAUGAAUUCGCACUAGAUACAAAAAGCAGACCCCAGCACACAUGCAUAGGCAUACUACAUAAGGACGGAGGUCUGAAUUCAUAGCGCAGGAACAAGAACUGAAGUCGAUCCUCAACUGCUUUCCUUCAUCCUUCUCUGACGAGGUCGGUCGAUCUGUUUGUGAUACUCGAUCAGGUUGUGAUCUUCUAAUGACGGAGCUGACCAAGGUCAAGGAGAAAUGGCGGCAGCAGGCCGACAAGCUGCAGCGUUGCGUCUUCAACGAUGGCGUCGUCGGAGCCCCCGACGGCGCGACGACGGCGCCGUGCUGGGACUGCAGCAUCUGCCUGGAGACGGCGUCGGAGCCGGUGGUGACGCUGUGCGGGCACCUCUACUGCUGGCCCUGCAUCUUCCGCUGGCUCACCACCUCCUCCUCCAAGUCCCGCGCCUCGUCCUCCUCCGCUUGCUGCCCCGUCUGCAAGGCCGCCGUCUCCGAGGACCACCUCGUGCCGCUCUACGGCCGCGCUCGCGCCGCCACCGUAAGCCCGGCCGAAGGCAGAGUCUGGCAGGUACAGCGUCGUCCGCCGGCGACGGAGCCGAACGCGGAGCGCCUUGAGGGGCGGGACUCGGACGACGGCGGCAGCUUCUACUACUACUACGACAACGUUGGCAUCAGCAAUGGCCUGGACUGCUACAACGCGGAGCGCUUGCUCGGCGGCAUCGCGCUGGCGGUGCUAAUCCCAUGGGCGGCGAGGGGCGGCGGGAGGCCGCCACCGCCGUCUUUGUACCGCGACGGCGAGGGCUGGCGGAUGGCGCGCCAGCAGAGGCGGGUGGCCCGCAGGUUGCGGCAGAUAUGGGUGUUCCUCGCCAUGCUGGCGUUCCUCUCCUUCCUCCUUGUUUGAGGGAAAACAUUCGUUUUAAACCCUGAAUUCGUACAGGUUCCGCGAAUUAAACCUUCAAAUCUAAAUCCCUGUCGUUUGCAUUCUAAUGUAUGCAAUCUCGAUCUAAAUUGAACCCUGGAUUCGUGUGCUAAA